AUGCACAAGGCCACGCAGGGCCAGAGUUUUGGCGAGCUGCGCCGGCAGCUGCAGGCUGGCAAGCUGGGCCUGCGACAGUGCAACGCAGCCAUCAGUUCCUUGGGGCAGAAGCAGCAAUGGCAAGCAGCGCUGCAACUUUUCGAGGACCUGGAGUUUGCUUCGAUCCAGCGGAGCGUCGUCUCCUUCGGUUCUGGCAUCAGCGCGUGUGGAAGGGCGAAGCAGUGGCAAAGGGCCCUGGUGCUUCUCGACGACAUGCUGCAGCUCCUUCUGGCCCCCGGUGUGAUCGAGUUCUGUUCCGCCAUCACCACCUGCGCCAGCUCGGGAGCCUGGAGGAAGGGUAUGGAGCUGGUAGCUUUGAUGCGUGGCCAGGUGGUCCUCAUGGACGUCGUGGCAUACAACGCAGCCAUCAACUGUUGUGAGGGCCACUGGGAGCAUGCUGUGGGGUUUCUACAGGAGAUGCAGGACGCAACUAUGGAGCCUUCCCUAGUUAGCUACAGCAGCUCCAUCAGCUGCUGUGAGAAGGGCGCCGAUGCUGCCGCUGCCCUUCUCCUUCUCGAGGCGCUCCGCCAGGCGGGACACGAGCCCAACGCGAUCGCUUGCAGCGCCGCUGUAAGUGCUUGUGAAAAGGGCCAGCGGUGGACAUCAGCUCUCGACAUGCUAAGGUUCAUGUCGCGUAUCGGGCCAGAGCCGGAUGUUGUCGCCUUUGCGGCGGCUGCUGCGGCCUGCGGUGCGGGGCAGCAGUGGCGGGAAGCCACGGGGAUUGCGGCGCAGAUGGCUGCGGCUUCGGUGGCUGGCAACCGGAUCCUGGUAAACUCUUUGAUCUCUGCCUGCGAAAAGCCGCUGCAGUGGCGGCGCGCAGUGGAUGUGCUGGCAGGGAUGCGCCGCGGUGGACCGCGGCCGGAUGUCGUCAGCUACAGCGCCACGUUGAGCGCCGGGGAGAAGUCGGAAGAAUGGAGAUGUGUCCUGCAGCUCUUUGGAGGAAUGGGCCAUGCCUCCGUCACCCGCGGCCUGGUGUCCUUCGAUGGGGCUCUGAGCGCCUGCGCUCGGAAGGCUCAAUGGAGUCGCGGUCUUUGCCUACUCUCCGAGCUGCGUGGCCUCCGCCUGACGCCGAACACCAUCACCUACACGGCCAGCCUGGAGGCCUGUGCCAACCACCCGGUCGUGGUCCUGGACCUCCUCGGCGAGAUGCGGCGCAGCCGCUGCGCACUGGAUGCGGUCGCAUAUGCCACGGCAGCUGCUGCUUGCGAUGGUUCGAGCAAUGCUGGGGCACUGCUUGAUUGGCUCCUGGGCUGCGAGCAGGCGAGCCUGCAGCUUCUUCAGUCGUAG
This is a messenger RNA of Symbiodinium sp. CCMP2456, 1326 nucleotides long. The record is from the annotation of a GenBank genome assembly. NCBI's taxonomy places the organism in Eukaryota, Dinophyceae, Suessiales, Symbiodiniaceae.